UAAGAAUGAAACCCUAAAAUAACAUCAUUCUCUCUCACCCUCUCUUACCGCCUCCUUCUCUCUCUCUGAAAAUCUCUCAAGCUCUCAACGUAAAAUGGAAGAUGGUCUAAAUCAAUGGGUUCGACGGCCAUGAACGGUCGUUUCUCGAUUCCGGUGACUCAUGCAGAGGCCACGAACGGCCUCUCCGUUACUCCAUCAUCAGUUCGCUUCCCCCCUCUUCGACUUCUUUGAGAUCGUCGAUCUCCUCUACUAUUCUUUUUUUUCUGUUUUAUAACAGAUCUGUGUUUUAGGUUGCCGGCGGUUGGGGCUUUGCUUUGCAACUAGCUGUGCUUGCGUCAUCGAGGUUCGGGGUUCACAAAUUUUUGGUGAUAUUUCGGUGCAAAUGGAAGAAACUAUGUUGAGUGGCUCAGAGUUUGAUGAGGAGGUGGCCGAUAUAAGGUCCUCCAUUGUGAAUAAGAAGAAUGAGAUGGGUGAGAUGGCUCUGUUCAUUGCUUCCGAGAAAGGUCAUCUUGAGGUGGUGAAAGAGCUCAUGCAAUAUCUUACUAAAGAGGGCAUUUCCAUCAAGAAUCUUUCAGGGUUUGAUCCUUUCCAUAUUGCUGCAAGUCAAGAUCAUAAAGAAAUUAUUCUUGCAUUGUGGGAGUUCACAAGUGGCUAGUUCUGUCUUGGACGUUUGGAUGGGAUUAGGAGCUCGCCAAAGUGAAAAUUUUAUCACAAUUUGAUUCUGAUUUAGUAAUGGUUCUAAUAAUCUUCACAUUUUUUUCCUUCAUUUUGAGAUUUGUUUAUCUCUGAUUGUAUAGCAAUAUUGUAACUUUUCUAGUAUUAAUUUAUAAUGAUGAUGUAUAUGUUAGUAUACUAAUAAUUUAUCUCUAAUUUGAUUAUAGUAUUUGUAUGGUGUUAUAGAAGAAUUUGUCUAUAUCUAUUUUGAUUAACAUGUAAAUUAAUUUUAGUUUUUAUUUUAAUAAAAUACAUUUUUGUCUA
Cannabis sativa is the source of this 978-nucleotide messenger RNA. Its product is annotated as ankyrin repeat-containing protein ITN1-like. Lineage: Eukaryota; Viridiplantae; Streptophyta; Magnoliopsida; Rosales; Cannabaceae. Gene Ontology annotation, molecular function: protein phosphatase regulator activity; protein phosphatase 1 binding. The coding region runs from base 383 to 655 and encodes 90 amino acids. The transcript is spliced from 2 exons. The record is from RefSeq and is a predicted model, not a curated record. Gene Ontology annotation, cellular component: plasma membrane.